AUGAAGUGGUCUAUCACCAUUCUGUCCCUGGUCUUGGUGCCGUAUGCCGCAGAAGCGGCUCCGGUAGAAGAGUUCGUCAAACGAGGAACCUCUCCUACAGUUACCAUUGCAGCACCAUCUGCUACUAUUGUUGGCUCUACAUAUGGCAAUGUUGAUACAUUUAAUGGUAUCCCCUUUGCCAAACCACCCACGGGCUCUUUAAGACUUAGACCCCCACAAGCCCUAACUUCCGGAUUGGGAACAGUAACUGCCACGGGCACAGCACAGUCGUGUCCUCAGAUGUUUUUCUCAGCUUCCUGGAGCAGUUUGACUGGCAUUCUUGGGGAGCUUCUUAACACCCCUCUUUUUCAAGACAUCACCGAUGCUGGCGAGGAUUGCUUGACGGUAAAUGUUGUUCGACCAAAAGGCGCCAGCUCUACAUCCAAGUUACCGGUCCUGUUCUGGAUAUUCGGUGGCGGAUUCGAGCUCGGAGGAACUUCAACGUAUAAUGGCGCGACAAUUGUAGAGAAUGCUAUUGCAAACGGGAAACCCAUUGUCUUUGUUGCUGUCAACUACCGCGUUGGCGGGUUUGGGUUCCUGGCCGGCAAGGAGAUUCUGGCGGACGGCUCCAGCAAUCUGGGCCUUCUCGACCAGAGACUUGGUCUUCAAUGGGUUGCAGAUAAUAUUGCACAAUUCGGUGGGGAUCCCACCAAAGUGACGAUUUGGGGUGAAUCGGCGGGAUCCAUCUCAGUCUUGGAUCAGAUGCUUUUGUACGACGGUGAUAAUAUAUAUAAGGGUCAACCAUUAUUCCGUGGUGCAAUUAUGAACUCUGGCAGUAUUGUGCCUACGAGCCGAGUGGAUGGUGAUGCCGCACAGAAAGUGUAUGAUUCGGUUGUUUCUGCUGCUGGUUGCUCAUCGGCAAGUAACACUUUGGAAUGUCUUCGGGGACUUGACUAUACCGCUUAUCUCAAUGCAGCCAAUUCUGUGCCUGGUAUUCUCAGUUACAAUUCUGUUGCUCUCUCAUAUCUCCCCAGGCCAGAUGGUACUGCUCUCACCGACAGUCCGGAGAUUUUAAUCAAAGAAGGAAAAUAUGCACCAGUUCCAUUCAUCGUUGGCGACCAAGAGGACGAGGGCACGUUAUUUGCCCUUUUCCAAUCCAACCUCACCACCACCCAGCAAGUAAUCGACUAUCUUCAGUCCAUAUUCUUCUCAUGGGACGGAAACCAGACCAUCGUCGAAGGACUCGUCAAAAUCUACCCAGACGACAUUGCCUUCGGCUCCCCCUUCAGGACAGGCAUCUUAAAUAACUGGUACCCUCAAUUCAAACGUCUAGCCGCUAUUCUCGGCGAUGCAGUAUUCACCCUGACCCGCCGCGCAUUUCUGAAUCUGGCCACUGCUGCCAACCCAAAUGUACCAAGUUGGUCCUAUCUUUCCUCGUACGACUACGGUACCCCUAUUCUCGGCACGGGUCAUGGGACGGAUAUUUUGCAAGUGUUUUAUGGAAUUUUGCCGAACUAUGCUUCCAAAUCGAUUUGGUCUUAUUACCUCUCGUUCGUAUAUGAGCUGGACCCCAAUGCUAAUACGACAUAUCCCAAUUGGCCGCAGUGGAGUGCGGGGAAGCAGUUGAUGAAUUUCCAAGCUAAUAGUGCUAAAACUGUAGCGGAUAAUUUCCGCCAGACACAGUACGAUGUUGGUGCUGCAGCAAACCUCUGA
Messenger RNA from Talaromyces stipitatus ATCC 10500, 1692 nucleotides. RefSeq names its product extracellular lipase, putative. The record is from RefSeq and is a predicted model, not a curated record. The transcript is spliced from 2 exons. The coding region runs from base 1 to 1692 and encodes 563 amino acids. NCBI's taxonomy places the organism in Eukaryota, Fungi, Ascomycota, Eurotiomycetes, Eurotiales, Trichocomaceae.